This is a messenger RNA of Spinacia oleracea (spinach), 1170 nucleotides long. RefSeq lists its product as uncharacterized. Bases 175 to 729 code for a protein of 184 amino acids. Lineage: Eukaryota; Viridiplantae; Streptophyta; Magnoliopsida; Caryophyllales; Amaranthaceae. The transcript is spliced from 5 exons. The record is from RefSeq and is a predicted model, not a curated record.
UCCACAUUUCAAUUCUACAUUUCUACCCAAGAAGGAGACUUCUAGUUAAGAACUUAAGACCGUUUGUUAACUUCCCCAAAAUAAAUCACAGAAACGUUUUCAAUACGUUUCGAUUCAAUCGCCAUAACCAUUGAUAGUCGGGCAAUGCUGGGUUGAGGUUCUCUUCGAUCAUUAAUGGUGGCGACAAUGUCGAACGUUCAAGUUUCACCUUCAACUUCGUCUUCUUCUUCUUCUUCUUCAACUGAUUAUUCUUUGAAUUCGUCAUCAAUUUUCACCAACAUUCCUCUGAUUUCCGCGCUUGUUGCUUUUGUUCUUGCUCAAUCACUCAAAGUUCUCACCACCUGGUACAAGGAAAGGAGAUGGGAUCUUAGACAGUUUAUUGGUUCUGGUGGAAUGCCGUCAUCCCAUUCUUCCACUGUCACAGCUUUAGCUGCUGCCAUCGGGCUUCAUGAUGGGUUUGGAGGUUCAGUAUUUGCAGCUGCAUUGAUCUUAGCAUUUGUGGUCAUGUAUGACGCAACUGGUGUGAGAUUACAUGCUGGACGACAAGCUGAGGUCCUGAACCAGAUAGUGUAUGGUCUGCCUGCUGAACAUCCUCUUGCAGAAAGGAGUCCAUUGAGGGAGCUUCUUGGCCAUACUCCUCCUCAGGUCGUUGCUGGUGGAUUGUUGGGUAUCGUAACAGCUACCAUGAUUUACGCGAUCGUCAGUAUUGCUACCCGGAUUUCACAGUAGAAAAGAAAUCAUCGGUCAUUCAUCACAUUUCGAACCAUUGCAUAUAUGUUGGUAAAAUUGAUAGCAUCGAACUGGGAUUUUUUGGCAACGAACUGGGAUUUACGACAGUAGUUUCUUUAAAUGCAUUUUACUACUCAUUGCAUUUGUUGCAGUGAAGAUACUAGUUUUGUUAGAGAUCUGUUGUGUCUGCUAUACUACAGAUCAAUGUCUAGGCAUCUGAAAGGUAUACAUACCCUUUCGGUUUCGGCUUUUAAACUGUGAAGUUGGACAAAGUACGGAAGGGGUUUUAACUGUAGAGUGUAAAACGUUGAUGGGAAAAAAAUAGAUGUAAUAUACAGCUUCUGGGACUUCGUUUACAAAGCUAAGUAUGGCUCUGCAUCUUAUGGGAUGUAAUAUACUCUUGUUGAUGUUUUUCCCCCCAAUAUUUUGUUUGUCAUCUUA